Aspergillus alliaceus is the source of this 2025-nucleotide messenger RNA. RefSeq names its product caspase domain-containing protein. Bases 256 to 1461 code for a protein of 401 amino acids. The transcript is spliced from 4 exons. Gene Ontology annotation, molecular function: cysteine-type endopeptidase activity. NCBI's taxonomy places the organism in Eukaryota, Fungi, Ascomycota, Eurotiomycetes, Eurotiales, Aspergillaceae. The record is from RefSeq and is a predicted model, not a curated record. Gene Ontology annotation, biological process: proteolysis.
UUUUUUUUUUUUUGUCGCCAUCUCAUCUCUAUUCUUUUUUAGUAUUUGAAUAUUAUCCCCACCCUGCCAGGAAUGUCCUACUAUCCCCCUUACUCGGGCCCUCCCGGCUAUCCCCCGCAGCAACAAUAUCAAUAUCCGCCGUCCAACUACGGCCCUCCUCCGCAGUAAGGCUAUUUACGAUCUGUCAUGCUUAUAUCGCGGCUACUUGCCAUAUCGCUUGCUUCAAGAUCACUUGAACUAACUUGAUAUAGGCACAUGCACCAUCAGCAACAGCCUUCCUAUGGCGGCGGCUAUCCCGGCCAAGCCUACCGUCAGCAACCACCUAGCAACCCAUACCCAUAUGGCCAACCAUCACCUCAGCAGUACGGUUCGCAUCACAAUGGCUAUAACAGCUCCCCGCAAAAUUACGGCCCUCCCAGCGGAGGUUCCAUGUAUCAAGGACAACAGGGUGGCCAAAACGCCUACCAGAACCCCUACAACCAAGGCAGCCAUGGUGGCCCAGCCCGUCCGCCCAGCGACCCCGUCGCCUUCGGCCACGGCGCUCCCCAGGGUUACAACUUCCAGUACUCACGAUGCACCGGCAAGAGAAAAGCUUUGCUGAUUGGUAUAAACUACUUCAACCAAAAGGGUCAGCUGCGCGGAUGUAUCAAUGAUGUUAAGAACAUGUCAACAUAUUUGAAUCAAAACUUUGGCUACGCUCGUGAGGAUAUGGUUCUUCUGACGGACGAUCAACAGAACCCAAUGAGUCAACCAACCAAGGUCAAUAUACUGCGUGCUAUGCAUUGGCUAGUCAAGGACGCUCAGCCCAAUGAUUCCCUCUUUUUCCAUUACUCUGGUCAUGGUGGACAAACACCCGACUUGGAUGGCGAUGAAGAUGAUGGAUACGAUGAAGUUAUUUACCCUGUCGAUUUCCGGCAAGCGGGACACAUUGUGGAUGAUGAGAUGCAUCGGAUAAUGGUCAAGCCUUUGCAACCGGGCGUGCGACUGACAGCGAUCUUUGAUUCGUGCCACUCAGGCUCUGCAUUGGAUCUGCCAUAUAUCUACUCGACACAGGGUAUCCUCAAGGAGCCCAACUUGGCUAAAGAAGCCGGCCAGGGUCUACUGGGAGUGGUAUCGGCAUACGCGCGGGGCGAUAUGGGCAGUAUGAUGUCAACAGCGGUCGGUUUCUUGAAGAAGGCUACCAAAGGCGACGAGGUAUACGAGCGCAACAAGGUGACCAAGACGAGCCCGGCGGAUGUCAUCAUGUGGUCAGGCAGCAAGGACGACCAGACCAGCCAGGAUGCUCAGAUUCAGGGACAAGCAACCGGUGCAAUGUCCUGGGCGUUUAUCAGUGCUCUCCGGAAGAACCCACAGCAAAGCUACGUGCAGUUGCUAAACAGCAUUCGAGAUGAGCUAUCGAGCAAGUAUACACAAAAGCCGCAGCUCAGCUGCAGUCACCCACUGGGUAAGUCGAUUGGAUAAGAUCCAACUGAAUUUCAUUCUGACUGGACAUAGAUGUGAACCUGCUUUAUGUGAUGUAAAUAUCUGGGCUUAUGGAUGAUUCUCUAGGGACGGGCUUUGUAUCGGAAUAGUACUGGUCUUUUACGCGGAAAUGUUCUUUUUUCUUCUAAUUUUUGCCUUGCCUUCGAAUUUUCUGUCAUCCCUGCUUGGUUUCAAAUUUUGCAUUUUUUUUUCUCCCAAAUGCGCUCUAUUUUCAUGAUUCUCUUAACUAUAUUGAUUUGCAUGGGGUGUCGGACACGGACUUGAACGGGUCGCAUAUUUUACAUGCUUCUAAUUCAUUAUUACAAAGACGGUUUUAAAUCAAACAAUCAUAUACGCGGUAACGCUCUCAUAGGUUGAUUAUAGCAGCACUUCAACAUCCAUGCCACAUGGCCUCAAAGGCACACGAGAUGCCAGCUAGCGCUGUAAUUGCCUCUCGAAACUGAUCCAACACGUUCGUAACUACUACUUCCACCUAUGACUAUGAACUGGUCCUUCGAAUAUUAGAUUCAAUAAGGAGAACAAUGUCCCGGGUGACCCGAUGAA